Molecule: messenger RNA, 838 nt
Organism: Prunus persica (peach)
Lineage: Eukaryota; Viridiplantae; Streptophyta; Magnoliopsida; Rosales; Rosaceae
Product: nudix hydrolase 11
Exons: 3
Coding region: 75-737 (220 amino acids)
Biological process (GO): coenzyme A catabolic process
Molecular function (GO): acetyl-CoA hydrolase activity; coenzyme A diphosphatase activity
Source: RefSeq, a predicted model, not a curated record
UGCCGAGCGUCAACACUAUACAUACCCCACCCCACGUCGUUUUUGUUUCAGAAAGAGAUAGCAUAAAAAAGUAAAUGGAUUCGGACAGCGUUGAACGAAGGCUCCACACCUUAGCACAACAUUUCAUCGCCGAUAAAGCAGUCAAACCGGGUCCGGAAGCUACUGCCAGCACCACCUGUUGGAGCAAACGAGCGGCGGUUCUGGUGUGUUUGUUUAAAGGGGAAGAAGACGACCUGCACGUCAUUCUCACAAGGCGAGCCUCAACUCUCUCUUCUAACCCUGGCGACGUUGCGCUCCCCGGUGGGAAAAGAGAGGAAGGGGAUGCUGAUGACGUGGACACUGCCCUCCGGGAGGCCAAGGAGGAGAUCGGCUUGGACCCGUCCCUAGUCAAGGUUAUCACCGUUUUUCAACCCAGUUUAACCAAGAAUGGUAUGACUGUGGUUCCUGUAAUUGGCCUACUUUCAGACUUAAAAGCAUUUAGUCCCGCUCCAAAUGCUGCAGAAGUGGAAUCAAUUUUUUAUGUUCCCUUAGAAAUGUUUCUCAAGGAUGAGAACAGAAGAGCGGAGGAGAAAGAAUGGAUGGGACACAAGUAUCUGUUACAUUGCUUUAACUAUGAAGCAGAUGGUAAAGAGUAUGUCAUCUGGGCUUUCACUGCUGGCAUUCUGAUAAGGGUUGCUUCAAUUGUGUACCAAAGGCAGCCGGCAUUUCUCGAACAGAGGCCCAAAUUCUGGAAUUAGGUUUUUAUGUCAACCGGCAUUGCUUGAGUCAAAUAUUUAUCAACUUUGAGCUUAGACAACAAUCCAAUUUGUGCAUAGUUCAUAGUAUUAUUCUUCGCAAA